Colletotrichum graminicola M1.001 is the source of this 3978-nucleotide messenger RNA. RefSeq names its product AMP-binding enzyme. Bases 1 to 3978 code for a protein of 1325 amino acids. The record is from RefSeq and is a predicted model, not a curated record. Gene Ontology annotation, molecular function: medium-chain fatty acid-CoA ligase activity. Gene Ontology annotation, biological process: fatty acid metabolic process. The transcript is spliced from 5 exons. NCBI's taxonomy places the organism in Eukaryota, Fungi, Ascomycota, Sordariomycetes, Glomerellales, Glomerellaceae.
AUGAGUGCCUCAAUGUCAGCCUCAGCGUGUCUCAGUGAGGCCGAAGGUCCACCUCUCGAUCUUUCCGGAGUGCCUGACGUCUGGGACGGUUUUCGUUCAGCCAUCAGAAACCACCCAAAAGAAUUGGCUCUGGUGUGCACCCAUCAGUCGCACAAUCUGUUUGGUUUUCCCAGUACUGAUCUGCCCGGUCCAGAAGACUGCAGUGUCACGGACGAACCGCCGCCUUACCUUCGCUGGACCUUCCAGACCGUCGCCCAAGCCAUUCUUAAGCUCGUCCUCGCCAAAAGUUCCAUGGCCGCAGAUGCCGGGCUGCUGGAGGAGCUCGGCCCAGGGACUCCGGUCAUCACCUUCCUCCGGAACGGGGCCGACUUUGUGCUUGCAGCUUGGGCAUCUGUCGCGAUGGGCUGCACUUUGACACCGUUGAACCCUUUGACACUGAAGAAUCGAGAUGAGGCGGCCCACAUGCUGAGGACGGCUCUUGCCCUUGCCCCAGACGGCCGUUAUCCGAGGUUCGUCUACGCAGCCGACGCUGACGUGGCCAGAGACGUCGACGAGCUGGACGCGAGCAUCCUUGGGCCUCGCAGUAUCAAAAUCUUGGCUUCUGGGUCCAAGAUAAGAGAAGGCUGGCUUCGUCUUGAUGAUCUGAUCAGUGCGCUCGAUGUCGGUGGCAGCGGCGAUUUGUGCCUGGACACUCUACUUGCCGGCCUAGAAUGCAAGGACCACGCCCAAGCUGGCAUCGUACUCUUCACAAGCGGUUCAACGAGCAGGCCCAAGGGCUUGUUUUGCCGUCACUCUGUCUUGAACACUUACACCAAUAGCCGACUACUGCUUUCACCACCACACCUCCUUCCACAGCCUGGCUCAAGGAUUUGCAGCAUUUUGCCAAACAACCAUGGUAACGGCUGGACCUGUAUUCAAACCGCACACGGCCGUGGCGCAACCCUAGUCUUCCCGGGCCCGGCUUUCUCCACGCCCGAGGCGCUGCUGUCUACUCUCCGCCGAGAACGCAUCACGCACACGCUGUUGGUGCCGACUCUGAUCCAUGCCUUGGUGACAGUCAUGGAAAAGGGCCAGCCACCGCUGGAGUCGCUGCUCAGCAUCACCUUUGGAGGCAUGAUUUUAACCAGACAGGAAAUACUCGCGGCGACGAAAGUUAUCGGGGCCAAAGCAGUUGAAAACGCCUACGGUUGUACCGAAGGCGUGGUUACUAGCACAGGCAUUGUGAGUUUUCCUGAUCUAGGUUCUCACGAGAGAUGGUCCGAUCUGGAAGAGGUCCCUGUGGGAAAGCCACCGAUGGGUCACGGCAUCAAGAUUGUGGAUCCUGCCACGGGCUGUAUCGUUCCUCGAAAUGUCACAGGGGAGAUCCACGGCUAUGGCCCCAUGAUAUCCCGCGAAGGCCGAUGGGGAUAUAUCGGGGAUGAGCAACAAGCUUCCUUCUACGUCGAGAAGGAGAAAAGAAGAGUGUGGUUCCAGACCGGAGAUAUGGGAAGAAUGGACGAGAAGGGAGACCUCUUCAUAGUUGGACGGUACAAGGACAUGAUCAUCCGCGGUGGCGAAAACAUUUCCCCUGCCGCCAUCGAGGCUGUCCUUAUGAAGAACCCUGCCCUCCGCACUCUUGAUCCACAAGUUGUUGGGGUCAGGGACACCAUUGCGGGUGAGGUUCCCGCCGUAGUAAUCAAAUGCGAUGAACCAGUCGCCGCCGUCGCAAAGGCAAUCAGAGAAACUGUGUUCCAAAAUAUGACUAUGAUGCACGUCCCGGAUGUGGUCAUUCCUCUCAAGGACCUAGGUCAAAAGGACUUCCCCCGAACGACUUCAGGUAAAAUCCAGAAGUUCAAGCUAAAGCAGCUUGUGGCAGCCCAUCUUGAAACGCGCGCUGCUUCUUCGGCAACCAUGGGCGCAUCCUCGGGACUCGGACGGCUCGAGGAGCAAGUCAAGGCCAUCUGGGCGACGGCCAUCGGUCUGGGAUCUCCAUCUGAAAUGGACGUCAACGCACCUCUGGGGCAGUACAUCGACAGCAUCGCCAUGAUGCGCGUCCGUGACAAGAUCAGAAGACAAACAGGCGUUGCGCUCCCGUUGGCAGCCAUGGCCCAGGCAGCGACCUUCGUGGAGCAGAUGGAACUUCUGCAUAGCCUGUCGGUGGGCUGUGAACCGGCUUCUAUGACGACGGACAUGGACACCACGCAUCUUGCUGGACGGCAAGAGAGGAUAGCGGCCGCCGUGGCUAGAAUCGAGACACGAAAACCUCCCUCAAGAGAGGAGAUGUCGGAUUUGGGCUUGGAACCGCAACUCUACGAGCCCAUCAGAGAUCAAGUCUUGGAGGCCAUUUCACCCCACGGUUUCGGGUGGGACGAAGUCGAGGACGUUUGCCCCGCGUACGACUCAAAUGCUGUGCAGGCGCAGUGUGGCUUUUACGAUACCAUCAACUUCAACAUGGCCGUUAGUUCGACGAAGGCGACAACCAAAAGGGAACUCCGCAAUGCGUUGGAAGCGGCACUUCUGAACCAUCCCGUCAUGUGCUCGUUCAUGAUUUGGAAUGCGGACUGGCGCAGCGCCAAUUCCAAGUCAAACGAAGCGCUCCACAUCUUCAUGCGCCCAUCGGCGAAAUACUUUGACUCGGCCAUACAAGAUGGCGGCACUGUACGCUGCUUGAAAGACGUCGAAGAGAUCGCACUUGGUGAUACCGCCAAGUCCCAUCACUUCCCGCCACCGUCGCAGAACACGUUCCCUGGGCCGCUCUAUAGAGUCAUGCUCUUCGACGUAGAGGAGACCGGAACCGUGGCAAUGGUGACGUCCGGAAACCACUCCAUCACCGAUCACUCCUCGGGGCAGUUGUUUUAUGACGACCUCGACCGAGCCGUUGCACUUGCUGCCUCUCCGGGCCUCACUUCGAGUGGAUUAGCUGCCGCGAGCAUACAAGCGCAGCUACCGGAACAUAAGGACUACAAAUCCUAUCUGGACCUGCAUCGCGCUCUGCGCAGCUCUCCGCGGGCUUCGGCAUCCGUCAGGUGGCACGUUGAUAGGCUUUCUUCGUUGCCCAGACACGUCGACGCCGGGGCGUUAUGGCCGAGCCCGACAUCCUGGAUGCACGUCUCGUUGGACGAUCAUUAUAGGGAGAGUCAUCAACUGCAACACAGUUUCUCUAUAACAAGCUGCCGAGCAGAUCCCACAGGACCCACGCCGGCAUCCAUCUCCACCGUCGUCAAGGCCGCAGUGGCCGUAGCAAGUGCUCGCAGAAGUGGCUACACGACCACGGGAGGCACACCAGGCGUUAAAUCAAGGGUAGCCGUGUUCUCGAGUGUCGAAGCCGCGCGGAACCACUACAAUCCUUUUCUGCCCCAGUCCGUUACUGCGGUUGAUAAGUUCCACGGCAGGGGAGAGGGCCAUGACGGGUUAUUGCGGUGGGAAGCUAGCGAUGUGGCGGGGCCAACCGUGCAAAUCGUGGCUAACGUGGUUGAGAUGCCGGGAUGCGACAGUGAAUCGAGGGAAACAGUCUCCCAGUUCCUGCGAAGGAUGCAGCGGGAGCAGGGGCUCCAGACCAAACACGCCUCGGCGCCCUGGCGGGCCAUCAUGGACGGACUCGAAGACCCGAACGCCAAGGACAGACCGUGGCCGCUGCUGGCUCUGGUUCACGGCAGCCUCAUGUUCAAUUGGGCUCCUGGACUUGGCGAGAGUGCACAGGCGGCACACGCUUCCGAGGAGGAUGCUAGGCUCUCGCAGUUUGAAAACCUGGACAUGUUGAAGUCGGUGCAGAAGCCGCGAGUCGGGCUCGUCGUCUCCGCCGGCGCCAGCAGCCGCAGUCCUGGGUCGGCCGACAAGGGCUACACCACCACCGUGUUCUUACAUCUCAGGGGGGCUGGACUCGGGUGGGGUCCUGGGGGCGGGAUGCUCUCGUUUGCAAAGGAGAUUGAAGAGGUGACUCGGUGGUUAUCGGCAGAGGGAAAUAAGGGCCUCCCGAUUCAUGAGGCGUUUGGUCUCUAG